ACGAUAGCUAUGGCAACCAAAUUCCUCCCAUCAGCUCCAAAUUUGGUCAAAACUCCUCGAUUAGCGACACAAUGCCUCCGCCAAAUUUCGAAACGGGCGGCACCAGUCAUGUCGCAGCGACGCUACAUCUCUGCCUAUGGCUAUGAACAGGCUAGAGCUCUUACAUUCUCCGAUUAUGGCGAGCCUCCAUCUGUUCUAUCGUUACACACGCACUCCAUAUCGCCACCGCAUGGUGCCCUCAUGACCCUUCGCUUUCUCGCAUCUCCCAUUAAUCCGGCCGACAUCAACCAGAUCCAAGGCGUUUAUCCUUCGAAACCAACAUUUACCACAUCGCUCAGCACCGCCAACCCCAUCGCUGUUGCCGGGAAUGAAGGCGUUGCAGAGAUAAUAAGUCUUGGAGAAGAGGUGAAGAAGGGAGGAUUUAAAAAGGGCGAUUGGGUGUAUAUGAAAGCACCGGGAUUCGGGACAUGGAGAACACAUGCUUCAGCAACCGUAGACCAGGUGGUGAAAUUGGACGAGCAAAUGCGCGAAGGUAUCACAGCUAUCCAGGCAGGAACGGUCAGCAUCAACCCAUGUACGGCCUACCAGAUGCUGAAGGGUUUCGCGGAGCUGAAAGAAGGGGACUGGUUUAUACAAAAUGGCGCAAAUUCGGGUGUUGGACGCGCGGCGAUACAGCUAGGGAAAAAAUGGGGCUACAAGAGCAUCAACGUCAUUCGGAGUCGCGAGGACAAAGCUGCGGAGGAGAAGCUCAAACAGAGCUUGAAGGAUAUUGGUGCUGAUGUCGUCAUCACAGACGCAGAGCUCCAAUCGCAGGGUAUCAGAGACUUGAGUAAGGAGUGGACUAAUGGCGGCCGCGAAUCUAUCCGCCUGGCAAUGAACUGCGUCAACGGAAAAGCCGCAACCGCCAUGGCGAAAUUGUUGGCUUCGAAUGCGCACUUCGUCACGUACGGUGCCAUGUCGAAGCAACCUUUGACCAUUCCCGCGUCGAUGCUAAUUUUCAAGGACAUCCAUUUCCAUGGUUUCUGGGUGAGCAAGUGGGCAGAGCAGCACCCGCAAGAUAAGAAGAGCGCUGUCGCUGACGUGCUGGAAAUGACGCGAAAGGGCGAGUUCAAAGACAUGCCUUUCGAUGAGAUCAAAUGGGAGUGGGAAACUAAGGGUGAGGAACUCAUCAACAAGGUUAAAGACACCCUCGAAGGGUAUCGGGAGGGCAAAGGGGUAUUUGUGUUUGGCAAGACAUAA
Messenger RNA from Periconia digitata, 1239 nucleotides. The record is from the annotation of a GenBank genome assembly. Lineage: Eukaryota; Fungi; Ascomycota; Dothideomycetes; Pleosporales; Periconiaceae.